Messenger RNA from Acyrthosiphon pisum (pea aphid), 588 nucleotides. RefSeq lists its product as uncharacterized. The coding region runs from base 1 to 588 and encodes 195 amino acids. Lineage: Eukaryota; Metazoa; Arthropoda; Insecta; Hemiptera; Aphididae. The transcript has 2 exons. The record is from RefSeq and is a predicted model, not a curated record.
AUGGAAAUUUGCUUGCAAAAUAAUUUACGGUUUCAACCAGUUACAGUUGUGGUGGACUUUGAAAUUGCUAUUCAUAAUGCAAUUAAAAAUAUUUGGCCAACAGUGCAAAUUCAUGGUUGUAAUUUUCAUUUGUGCCAAAAUUGGUACAGAAAAAUCCAGCAAUUAGGCCUAACGAAUGAUUACAAUAAUGGUGAAUCUGAAAUUGGAAAAUUUUUAGUUCUCACAUUCGGUUUACCAUUAUUGCAAGAUGCUAACGAUAUUGAAGAUUGCUUUGUAUUUGAUUUGUUAGAAAAUAUGCCAUCUGACGAUAAAGUCCAACAAUAUUGCGACUAUUUAUCUGAAAAUUAUAUUUUUUCGUUUUCAUUAUUUCCUCCAAAAUUGUGGUCUUCUAAUGAUACUACAUAUGCAUGUGAAUCAUUUCAUUCAAGAUUUAAUAGUAGUUUUUAUCAUCAUCAUCCAAAUCUCCAUUUAUUCGUCAAAGUUUUGAAAGAUAUUCAGACCGAAACAUACAUUAAAAUUAGAAGCAGUCAUACAACACAACGCAGACAGACAAAAACUAUUUCUAAAUAUCAAUUUAUAGGUACUUAA